Saccoglossus kowalevskii is the source of this 501-nucleotide messenger RNA. Its product is annotated as protein shisa-3 homolog. The record is from RefSeq and is a predicted model, not a curated record. NCBI's taxonomy places the organism in Eukaryota, Metazoa, Hemichordata, Enteropneusta, Harrimaniidae.
AUGGCAUUUUGGAGACCAUGUUUUGAUUCUGAAAGUAGUAAUAAGUCACCUGCAUACAGUAAACAGGAUAGCUGGUUAGUUAAAAGAGUUGAUGGGUUAUUUUUUGUAUCUGGUGAUACAUGUGCAGGCUAUACCGAUUACAGUUCAUAUUAUGAAGCAUUUGAAUGCCCAACCUCGACUGACACCGAGGGCAUGACCUACUGCUGUGGAAGUGAUAUGUACAGGUUUUGCUGUUCUCAAGCAGACUAUGAUUUCGAUAAUGAUUUUGACAACGUUUUCGAAUCAGCAAUUGGAUUUGUAACAAUUGUCGCAAUUGCGAUUAUAUGCGGUAUCAUUGCCGUACCGAUUAUUAUAUCAGUAUCUAUUGUGGCAUGUGUGUAUUGCUGCAUUAAGGGAGCACAAUCAAACAGCGAGGAUACCACAACACAUCAAGAAGCCCCAGCACCAGCAUACAACAUUGUGCCCCUACAAAACUAUCCACAGUCAUCGCAUGCCGUCUAA